AUGUGUUGCUGCUGUUCUGAGAAAUGUAACUGCAGGCCUCUCGGCUUUCUUCUUGGCUUGCCGUUUGCCUUUCUCUCCAUUUUUGUUGGCUUCGUUGGUGUUGUUAUUUGGAUAGUUGGAUCGGUUCUGAGUUGCAUAUGUCCUUGCUGCUUUUGUGUGACUGUGGUAAUUGAGUUCGCAUUGGCUUUGAUCAAUGCUCCAAUUCUAGUCAUGAAAUGGUUCACCUCCAAAAUCCCAUGUUAGGAUCUUUUUGCUUGAAGAUUAUACAACAAAUAUUUAUCCAAUCUCUAUCAGAUAAUACUGACUUGAUUGUUGAAACCAAGCUUGUUCAACAAAUCGAAGGCAUUAGUUGCCAUUAUUCAUAGGUAGUGAUGUUUAAGAGUUUUUUUUCUUGGGCCACAUUCUUGUUUCUUAGUUUAUAAAGCGUAUGAAUAGAAAACAUAGCAUUUGAUGACAAAUUAUGUAUCUUGUUUAUCAUCAUCCAAGGCGUCAGAUUCGCAUUUCAAGUACAUCAAAUAAAUUAUUCCAUUUCCAUCAUGAGUACUACGUACAGAAUUUCAACACAA
Molecule: messenger RNA, 566 nt
Organism: Cucumis melo (muskmelon)
Lineage: Eukaryota; Viridiplantae; Streptophyta; Magnoliopsida; Cucurbitales; Cucurbitaceae
Product: signaling peptide TAXIMIN 1-like
Exons: 2
Coding region: 1-243 (80 amino acids)
Source: RefSeq, a predicted model, not a curated record